UUAUCCUACCAACCACGCCAAGUAGGCACACAGCUACAAAAAACAUAAAGCGGGAAAUGAGAUGCAAAAUUAUUCGCAUCACAAGGGAGGAACAUGGCACCAUUAUUGAGGCAGCAGGAAUGACUGGGAGGGCAGGUGGAGUGCAACGCCAUCUCUUUAUCUCGCCACCUGAGCUCGGGUCAAUGCAGCAAUCCUCGGCACCCCUGAUUGGCAACCCCCUCCGAGGAAGCAUGCCACCCCUCAGGGGAGCCCUCGCAGCCCCCAACUUUUCGCCUAUUUUAAGCUCGAUGAAAAAUUCCACUUGAAUGUUGCAACAAAAUGCAAUGCAGGCCGCAGGUUGUCAGGUGGCGACGACAUUCGUCGCAGGCCUGAGGCCAGAGUUAUGGCUUUGCAGCUCUCAUGAUGGUCCAGCAUCCGAUAUUGCUCAGUUAUGGAAGAGCGGAGCUGAGCUGAGCUGCGCUGAGAGUCACGGGAAAGAGCCCACUAACCAUGCAAUGCCAGUGGGUUUUGGUUGUUGAGUUUUCGGUGGCCCUUGCCUGGUGCUUGUGUGUUUUUUGUUGCAGCUUGCAGCGUGAGAAGUAGUAGCGUUUUCUUGCGAGUCUUGCUGCAUUGGAAUGCCGAUGGACAACUGGGGUCUCUCGUCUCUUCCUUACCGUGACCCGCCUGCUUUUGAAACGGUAUCCGUUCGCACGUUUCCCUGAGUUCUGUCGAGGAGUUUAGAGCUUGCAUGCGCUGAGAGUCACAGUGGAGAAAGGUGGAGUGUGUACUGGAGCUCAGGAGAGACGACGUCGAGAUGCUGUCGCAGCUGGGAUGUGCGGAUGAGGACAAUGACGUGGACCCGCAGCUCGGAUACCCACCGGCUUACCCCAAGCUGUGCCGCCAUGCGCACGCUUCUGGAUUGCCAAUGCCUUAUACCGAAGGUCCGCCUCAACGCUUCUUGCCCUACUGUCCGGAAACGGAGGACUUCAAAGUCUGGGAUAAAGUGUUUCCAGUUGUCGCUGGAAGGGAGAAAGGCUUACCCGAUACACGAAAAUUUGCUGAAGAGCUAUGGCAGCAGCUCGAGCACCUCGGAAACGCAGGCUUUGAUCCAGCUAAGUUCAGAGUCGACCCAUAUGGGAAUGUGGUGCACUGGAACGCUGAUCCCUCAUCGCCGCUAGCAUGGGAUGUUGAUCUUUGGUUCCCAUAUCCUAGAGGAGGAAGAACAAAGUUGCCAAACUUACGAAUAGUGCAAUGGCAAGCAUGUUUGCGGAAACGGAACCGCCUCGAAUUUUUAGUGCCAUGGUGGGAUUUGCAACACGGGUGCUCCAUCAACCAAUUCCUGUCCGCAUUCGCAGCGAAGAAUGCAGAUUUUAGGAAGCGAUCCUUUGCGUUGUUUUUCGCAAGGGGAGAGGACGAAUCAGUGGCCAGAGAGCACGUAGGAGAAUGUCGGCCGUGGCCCCAGCAGUUCCGCGAGAAGAAAGCACUCUGUGGAUUAGCUGCAGCAGCUUUAGUAAAUGCCCCUAAGAAGCACAAUGCCGAAGGUCUUACUGGCGCUUCUACUCCAGAAGCUCUUACCAUCUCUGAUAUUCCUCUCAGUCCGCAGGGUGCAGCUUCAGAAACUCCAUCCAAAAGACAUUGGAGUGUGGAUGAAGAAGUGGCUGUAAAGCGUGGAGUCAGCAAGUUUGGAGCUGGCAGCUGGAAAGAGAUCAAAGAAGGCGAUCCGACUCUUGCUAAUCGAUCUCCAGUGCAGAUAAAGGAGAAGUUCCAGAUGAUGCGAGGGGUCUCACGGCGCAAUGGCGUUUCUUCAACAGGACAUGGCAAAAGUGAUCUUUCGGGACGCCAGUCUGCAGCCACAACUGCCCUGCAAAAGGAACUUCGUGUUAAAAUCAUGAGAGAAGAAGAAAGGCGGGAGAGAGAGGAGGAGUUAGUCCAGUUGGAGGAGACGGUGGUGAAGCUGAAGGUUGAGAAUGAGAAAGAGAGGUUGAAGGCUCUGGAACUUGAGUCUUUGCUUAAGAAACAUAAGCAUCGUGUGGAAAAACAGCGGAAAUUGGCAGAGAGCCAGUCAUCGUAUCGUCUCUGCCUGGAACGAGUGCUUCGUGAUACCAUGCAUCAGACCAUGGCCUAUAAGGAGCAGGCGCGAUUAACUCAAGAAGCAUGCAAUGUCCUCACUUCCCGCCUCGAUUCCCAGAAGAUCGCAUGUGAAGCCAUGGAAAGUGAUCUUCUUCAGGUGCAUGCGCAGCAAGAAAUCUUGGAAGCGGCCGCUGGAGGCAUAGACGACCGCACCACGCUGCUGCUUAAGAAGCCGGUUACAAAGGGGCGGGACAUUGUUGACGUUAGCAGCUGCGUCUGUCUUCGCGCGAUUGACGAAGAAGACGACGAGGAAGAAGAGAAGCUCAUCAUGACGGCCAACAAGUUGAGCGAAAGCGAUACUGAAGACGAGGGUGAAGAAGAACUUAACCUUCGACGGGAGCAUCAGCACGCCGCCGUAGGGAAGUCACUCGUCAAACACGCAAUUAAAGUCGCAAUUCAGGUUGAUGAUAUGAAAGAAGAGGUGGACUCGUGCUCGUGGGAUCUAGUACCUGUUGAGGCCAAAUCUCCAUGCCCAACUGUAACGUCGGCGUACUCAAUGCAGUCCAGAAUGGAAGUGAGGGGGAGCGGUGACAUCGCCAUUAUUCCGAACUUACAAUACGAAGCUGAUAGUGAAAGUCUAGAAACUGAGAGCGACAGUGAUUUUGCUGAUGACGAACUGAGUCCUGCGGGUCACGACUCCAAAGACGCUUGCACGGACGACGCUGUUUUGGUGAACGAGUUGUCUCAGUUUCAUGAAGGGCCUACUUCUGAACUUAGAGACUUUUGUUCCCGGAAUUCAAAAGCAGGUGAAAGUGAUAUAGGCGUAAUUGACUUCGCUUUCGAGCACAGCCAAGAUCCCUCAUCCGAGCCGGCCCUCGACACUUCGAUCCCAAGCGCAGGAGAAUCGAAGUCCGAUUCCAAACAAGAAGUGCAGAAGGAUGUCAUCAUGGUGCAAACUCCGAGCUCAAAUGGACAUGCGGCUCACGAAUCCAUAGACGCUUCACCUCUAUUCAGGCAAGAGUAUUUGGACGAGCUUCUUAAGCAAAUCCGGUUCCAGAUUCCGACUACGGAAGUGACAGGAGAUGGCCCGCUGCAUGUGUCCGAGGGACAUCUCGACGAGCUUCUGGAGAAGGUGUUGACGACGCAUCUAAACAACAUUCGCAGAAACGAUGCCAGUAAGCAGCAUCAAAGCUGUGACGUAGACGACGAGAAAUUGAGAGAAAUUGGAAAGUCAAAUCUAGACAAAUGGCUCCAAGUUCUUUUGUUCAAGGACACCGAGUCGGCAGGCACUUCUCCUGGUCGUGAAACUCCUGACCAGACCAGCUCUACUACAUUAUCAUCAAUAAGUGUAGCAGCCAUGCGUGAGAGCUUGGACCGCGCAAGACAUCAGGAGUGCGUGAGCAGAGACGACGAAAAUGGAGAGCGACCGAAGAGCUUGUGGACCACCUUAGUCCGGAAGCUCAGCGUGAAGCAUCAUUCGGAGCACGAGAGUGUGUUCAAGCGUAACGAAAACUUCGGCGUUGAGCAACAAAACUCCCCUAGAAUCUCACAGCAUGGCGCAGAUCUCAGCGAUGCAAUGAAAUCGCCCCAGAGGCAAUCUCCGAACGACUUGGCCACCGAGCAAAUCUCCAGCAACGGAUCAAUUCUCGUGGAGAGCAUGCGGUUCGAUGCUUCGGAGAUUGGCACAUUGAUGGGAUGGCCUGGAGGCAUCCAACUACCCGGUAUCACAUCCAAUUAUCAUUCCAAAGUCAAUGCCAUCGACUCAAUCCCUCUCAACAGUGAUCCUUCCGCCAUCUGGAAGACGGAAAGGAGAGUCGAAGAUGGCGUACCUGUUCACGCGCUCGAUUACGUCUACUCCUCGGAGAGACGGCACUACCCGCGAUCUCUCUCAGACGUGGACGAAGCCUCCGAAACCGAGAGUGCGGACAAUUCAAACAAAUCACCAAACACUGCGGUGACGGAGAAUCAUGACAUCAGCAGGUCCAAGAAGAGCGUCUCCGUUAAAGUGGCGGGCUUCGUGGGAUGGAAGAAAGCUUCGAAAAAAAGCGAAGCACCGAAACCAUCGCACGAUGAGCAUGUGCUGUCCACGAUGGAAUAAGCUCUGCUUGCGAAGUUCAGCAGCUGAUUUGUGUACAUUAUAUUCGUGAUCCGAUGUAGUCCUCCUAAUGAUUCGAUUCAAUCGGAUGGUUCCAUCGAUCGCGACCAGGGCCUGGCCUGAAGGUGGCCGCCAAGUCGAUCAAGAGGAAUGAAGGAUGAUUGGAGCGUCUUCACCAGCACAGCACAGCAGAGCAUCUCCACUGGUGCUUGCGUUUAAAGAAUGUGUCACACUAAAAAAACGUCAAGUAACGGGGACGCAAUCGCCACCGAACACAAUUCUUGCCUAUUUAGAAACUACGGCGAUUGUAGCUGCUGCGCAAGGAUUUCCGAAGCUGCAUUCUCAGAUCCUACACACAGGACGGCAACGGUCUAUUGUAAAGGCUGUAGUUCGUGGAUGGGGAUACUCUUAUGUAGAAGGUUUACACGUCUCCCAGAUUUAUUCAAAAAUGUCUUUCAUGCAGAUUUGUAAAGAAUUCAUGAUACCCGGAUUAUUUGUGAUUGUUCAUGCCUGAGGCAGAGAUCCGAAUUGCCUGCCCGUGGAACUCGUCCCUGCCUUUCAGUAGACGCUAACCCUAAACCAUUGAAACCCUAAAAUCGUGUUGAGCUCAAACUUGUAUUUAGGAACAGCUCCGAGAAGCAGCGGCCUGGUUUAUUUAUCCCUUGUUGCUUUACACUAAUCUUAUGGGGACUACUUUUAGGAAAAAUAUUAAAAAAUAGUAGAAAAACAAAACAAAAAAGUUAAUGUCAAGUCUUUUGACGAUUUGAAAACACAAUUUAUGUACAUUCCAUUUGGUUGA
This is a messenger RNA of Physcomitrium patens, 4943 nucleotides long. RefSeq lists its product as uncharacterized. The record is from RefSeq and is a predicted model, not a curated record. NCBI's taxonomy places the organism in Eukaryota, Viridiplantae, Streptophyta, Bryopsida, Funariales, Funariaceae.